AUGGAGCCUACGAAUUCACCCAACCAUGUCGCCGUUUCCGAGCAAGAGAAGGAAAGGAGAAUAAGCGCCACUCCGUCUAUGCCAGAUGAAAAGACAGACGUACUUGUUCAGACGGCAACGGCUGAGCCCGACAAUCAACACCCCUCACUCAAGGCUUCCACUACACGAGAGGACGGGACAGAGUACCCAACAGGUCUCAAACUAGCGUUGAUUGCACUGGCGUUAUGUUUGAGUGUGUUCCUUGUCGCACUUGAUAAUAGCAUCAUAGCUACAGCAAUUCCAAAGAUUACUGAUCAAUUCCACAGUCUUGAGGAUGUUGGCUGGUAUGGAAGUGCCUAUCUCCUUACCACCGCUUCGCUCCAGCUACUCUUUGGAAAAUUCUACAGUUUCUUCAGCAUCAAAUGGGUCUAUCUCAUUGCGAUUGGAUUGUUCGAGGUGGGAAGUCUGAUCUGUGGCGUGGCCAACAGCAGUUUGACGCUUAUCAUGGGCCGUGCUGUUGCUGGAAUUGGUUCGGCAGGAAUCUUCUCAGGUGCCCUCAUCAUUCUAGCCCACUCGGUUGCCCUGGAGAAGCGUCCCAUGUAUAGUGGCUUCAUCGGAAGUAUGUACGGCAUUGCAUCCGUAGCCGGGCCUCUGCUCGGGGGUGUUUUCACCGACAAAGUGACAUGGCGCUGGUGUUUCUACAUCAACCUACCUAUCGGCGCUAUCACUGUCGUUGUGAUCGCCAUCUUCUUCCCGGCUCCAAACCGCCAGAUCAAGGACUCGACGUGGACAGAGCGCAUCAGGAAGUUCGACCCCAUCGGCACAGCUCUUUUCCUCCCUGCCAUUAUUUGCCUGUUGCUAGCGCUGCAAUGGGGUGGCACUACUUAUGCCUGGAGCAGCUGGCGCGUCAUUGUCCUGUUCUGCUUCUUUGCUGUCCUCAUUCUUCUCUUUGUGUUUGCCCAAUGGUACCAGCAAGAAUAUUCCACUGUGCCACCUCGCAUCUUUUUCAAGCGUACCGUUUGGUCUUCUUGCCUGUUUAGUUUUUGUCUCGGCGCUGCCUUCCUGUGCUCUGUUUACUUUUUGCCAAUCUGGUUCCAGGCUGUGAAAGGUGCCAGUGCUGUCAACUCCGGCAUCAUGAAUCUUCCCAUGUUGAUUGCAGUCGUGGUUCUCUCUGUCUUUUCGGGAAUCAUCGUUACAGUCGUUGGCUAUUAUACACCUUUCAUGAUCAUCGGCUCUGUGUUCAUCUCUAUUGGCUACGGUCUCAUGACCAUGUUUCAUCCAGAUACCCCCAAAGCCGUUUGGAUCGGUUAUCAAAUUAUCGCGGGUGCUGGUGUCGGCUUUGGCAUGCAACAGCCUAUGAUUGCUGUCCAGGUCGUCCUUGAUAUUGCUGAUGUACCUACAGGCACGGCUAUCAUUGUUUUUGCCCAGACGCUUGGGGGUGCCCUCUUUGUUUCCAUUGGAAACAACGUUUUCAGCAACAAACUUGUGCAAUAUCUCGCCGAAUAUGCCCCGAACUUGGAUACAGCUUUGAUUCUCCGGACUGGCGCCACAAGCGUCCAGAGUGUCGUCGAUAAGGCUGAUUUGCCGGGCCUUAUACUUGCAUACAGUGAUGCAAUCACACAAACAUUCAUGGUUUGUGCAGCCGUUGCCUCAAUCAGUAUCCUUGGUGCUGCAAUUGUGGAGUGGAAGAGCGUCAAGGGUAAAAACCUUGCUGCAGCAGGUGCCGCCUGA
Molecule: messenger RNA, 1710 nt
Organism: Penicillium soppii
Lineage: Eukaryota; Fungi; Ascomycota; Eurotiomycetes; Eurotiales; Aspergillaceae
Product: MDR family MFS transporter
Exons: 3
Coding region: 1-1710 (569 amino acids)
Biological process (GO): transmembrane transport
Molecular function (GO): transmembrane transporter activity
Source: RefSeq, a predicted model, not a curated record